Molecule: messenger RNA, 2016 nt
Organism: Mercurialis annua (annual mercury)
Lineage: Eukaryota; Viridiplantae; Streptophyta; Magnoliopsida; Malpighiales; Euphorbiaceae
Product: zinc finger CCCH domain-containing protein 34-like
Exons: 4
Coding region: 164-1756 (530 amino acids)
Molecular function (GO): metal ion binding
Source: RefSeq, a predicted model, not a curated record
ACACACUCUCCUGCUCCUGCUCCUGCACCCUAUAUAUGUCCACAACAUUUCCUAACUUAGCUGACUAACUAAUCAUCAUCAAUUCUUUUCACAAAUCCAAAAUAUUCGUCGACUCUUCUUCUUCUUCUUCUUAAUUGCUGAAUCAAUUAAUAGAAAAAGGGAAAUGGAGGAGCAUGAGAUGAUGUUAUCACAGAGGAGAAAUACUGAUUGUGUUUAUUUCUUGGCCUCUCCUCUCACUUGCAUCAAGGGAAUGGAAUGUGAGUACAGGCACAAUGAGAUAGCGAGGCUAAACCCUAGAGAUUGCUGGUACUGGUUGGCUGGAAAUUGUCUUAAUCCUGCUUGUGCUUUUCGGCAUCCUCCGUUGGAAAUACAUGCUGAAGAACCGCCAGAAUCAUCAUUAUCUUCUUUACCGGCGAACAAGACCAAUGUCCCCUGUUAUUUCUUUUUUCAUAGUUUUUGCAAUAAAGGAGACAGGUGCUCUUUUAUGCAUGGCCCUGAUGCCAAUAUAUCUACUGGGAAUUCUGGCAACUCAGCCUCAGGAAUCAAGGAAGAGAUUUCAUUGGAUAAUAAGAGGACUAUUGGAAACAAUAUUGUGUCCGCUCCCACAGAAGCACAUGCUAAUCUGUCUGAAGCAGCUGCCAAGGCUUUUACAGAUUUGAAAGUGCAGCCUAAAGUGGAUUUUCAGUUUUGCGCUCCUGAAAAGAUUGCAGUAGGGAGCCCCUCUCCACGGAUUGCCAAUUCCCAGUGUGAAGAAGCUGUUACUCUUAAGCCAGAUUUUAUGCUCCAUGCAGAUAGCUUUACUGAGAGCAGUUCUCAUGGAUACUCAGAUGAGAGUUCAGAAGAGGAUGUGAAUGACCAUGUUGAACCAGAGGAGUCAUCCCCAGGUUUUGACGUCCUCGUGGAUGGUGAAUCGGAGAAUUUGCAUUAUGAGGAUCAUCAAAACAUUUUACUGCCCUAUGACAGAGAACAUAAUCUACACAACAAUUUAUCUGGGUAUGAUUUUGAAAACGUGGUUGAAUAUGACCUCCCGCACUAUGAUGCAGAAGAUAAAUAUGAAGAUGGGGAUCAUCACUACUUGGAUUUUGUGAAUGACGUGCACAUUUUUGAUGAUGUUGGAAAUGGUGCUAGCCCCUCGAGGAAUCCAAUGUCAGAUUCUUUUUUUCCCCAGAAAAGAAAAUAUGUGGAAAGGAAUGUGUCUAUCAAUGGCCGGCGCAUAGAUCUUCGAGAUCACUUGGGAAAACGCAGAGCAAUUGAUGACCAUCAUGUGAUUCAGUCAUUUAGAAGGCAUAGCCCUUCUCAUCUGCUUGGCGGAAGUCAGGGGAGGCUUUGGAGACCUGCUAACAAUCAGCAGCCACAUAUCAGGUUGGUCUCAGAAGUGAUAAAUAAUGCUUUUAAACCACAUCAGAAAAACAAGAGUCUGUUAAAUGAUGCUAACCAGUUGGGAGGACGUAGGCACUCACGUUCUAGUAGCUCCAGGCAGCGAGACAAGGAAAGAAAGCUUGCUAAAAGGCAGUUUCUUUCAUCUGAAGUGGUGAGAAAACCAGUUCCAAGAGAGAUGAAAUCUAGUCGAGAAUCUAAUGAAUUUACAGGACCAAAGACCCUUGCUCAGAUUAAAGAAGAGAAGAAGGCGGCUGAAGAAAAUGGAGAUUGUCCAAGUAAAUUUCUUAAUGCAACCAGAAAGUCUGUACCUGACUUUGAGAGUCCUAAACCUCUGAGUGAGAUCCUCAUCGUCAAGAGGAGGCCAAGUUUUACUUGAGAAUGAAGAUGGUAGUUGACUUGGGUUCUGCUACGCACCAUUCAUGGAUGAAGAAAAUUUUAUCUUCAACGAUCAUGUAAAUUGUUUGCAUGAUCUCCACCUAAACACUGUUCCUGAAAUAGAAGCUUUACGUAUUUCAUGCUAACUCUUCUCAUACUUGACAGAGACUUCCAUUACGUCAUCAAGGCGGUCCACCUUCAUUUAAUCUUUGUAUAGAACUAGUUAUAAAAUGGGUUGGUAUAUUAGCAUUGGAAAUUUCA